UGUAGAACUAGCUUGGAGUUGCUGAUGGUGUCAUAGAAUUCGAAGAAAAUGAAAGCAGUGCCCAAAUACUCGGCACUCUCGAGAUUGCUGCUUUUGCUAGGUUUGUUGGUGUUCAGCAGUGUCGUCGCGCGAUCCAUCAAGAUUUAUUCCUCCGAAGAGGAUUAUUCCGCUGGCUACCAGCCGAAGAUUGUGUGCUACAUAUCGGCCGGCAACGAACAGUACGAUUACAACAGCUUGCGACCGGGCUUGUGUACCCAUUUCAUACUGAUCGAUCUGAUCGGGCUGAACAGUGAGGGGAAGUUACUGCUUUUCCAGAAAUCCAGUCGGGCGCUUAAAUACUUCCUCGAUCUGCGGAACCGCUUCAAACAUGUUGGUGAUCCCGCUCGCUUCAUCCUGGCGGUCGGAGGUGUUGGUCAGAAGUCGUCACAUUUCUCCCGGGCGCUGAGUUACGAUCCGAGCAGGAACACUGCGGUGGAUAACAUCGUGGCCUUCCUAACGAAGCACCGUUUCGACGGGGUUGAUAUAGCCUGGUUCUACCCGGGUCAGUACGGAGGCCGCAAGUGCGAUAAGCUGACACUGGUGCUGUUCCUCCGGGCGCUGCAGUCGCGGCUGCAAACGUACGACGCAAGUUUGUCGCUAACGGUUGGCGUGGAUCCGCGGGAUUUGGAAAUCAGUUACGAUGUGGCGAAGAUUGAUAAGUACAUAGACUUUGUUAACAUCUUAACUGGUGAUUACCACGAUCCACAGAAACCGUCACAUAUUUCUCCACUGCUACCGGGUGAUGGGAAAGAUCGACUGAAUAUCCAAAACAGUAUUAAAAGUUAUAUCAAGGCCGGGCUGAAUCCGCAGAAAACGGUUAUUCUACUCUCAAACUAUGGUUACCUUUACGAGCAGCGAUUAUGUUCAAAAACAGGCAAAUUUGUUCUGAAAAACGUCCAGCGACUCACCAAGCUGGGCGCCCGGGAGUUGAUUGAGCGAGAAAAUUUCCACAUCUCAUGGGACGAUUCUAGGCAGGUACCAUACGCGACCCUGGUUGACGGGAGUGGCAAAAAGUGGAUCACCUUUAACAGUGUAGAAUCGCAUCGCCGCAAGGCGGAAUUCACCCUGCUGAACCAACUCGGAGGAGUCGGUUCGUUUACGCUGGAUCAGGAUGAUUACGAGGGAUAUGCGAGCAGCGGAUCUUACCCGAUGCUUUGGGCGAUUGUUGACGUUAUACGACCCGAAGCAAGAGCUGCCAGCUACAAUCCAGCGGCGGCGUACAAUCCUAUCGAGAUUUGUCCCCACACGGGGAAUAUUUCACAUCCGACCUGUUCCUACUGCUACUAUGAAUGUCAGGAAGGCGUCCCUCCCGUAGAGCAAUCUCCGACUGUCCCCUCCAGUUCUGCCCCGACGGAUACAUCUUCAACGAAGACACCAACGAAUGCUACAGACCAACGGCGCCGUCGUCGCCGCCGCAACUGCCGUCUGAUGGAUUUGCUGAGGAAACCGAUGGCACCGGAGAAGCCGACUCCAGCUCCGUCGAGCAGAAAUCAACCACUGUUCCCAAUGCUGAACAGACUCCUGCCGCCGAGCCUCCGGAAUAGUCCGCCCGAGCCGCAACGUAGACCAGUUAAUAUGAAUUUGUUUAAUGUCAAUGUUUAUAGGAAUUAAAUUGUUUGAAAACAACCUAA
Molecule: messenger RNA, 1670 nt
Organism: Toxorhynchites rutilus septentrionalis
Lineage: Eukaryota; Metazoa; Arthropoda; Insecta; Diptera; Culicidae
Product: chitinase-3-like protein 1
Exons: 4
Coding region: 49-1650 (533 amino acids)
Biological process (GO): carbohydrate metabolic process; chitin catabolic process
Cellular component (GO): extracellular region
Molecular function (GO): chitin binding; chitinase activity
Source: RefSeq, a predicted model, not a curated record